AUGUCUGGGACAUUCUCAUCAAAUGUGAAUUUUACUGUCGGACAAUUUCUCCGACGAGCUGGUAAACUUUCAGUAUUACAAGAUAUUGAAAGACAAAAUGAACAUAAUCUAUCAGAAUGUUCUUUACAAUUUCCUAAACAUCAUAAGCGACGUCACAGAAAAGAUAUGUCAAUAAAUAAUCGUUUAGAUGUUUCUAACAACAUAUUAACACAAAAUACGAUUGAGAAAACCAUCCAUCGUGCUUUUGAUGAUGCUUAUAAGAUGUUAUCUGUACUUGGUAUUGAUGUAAUUUUAAUUGAAAAUACUUCUCAUACUACUGAUUUUAGUGAAAAUUGGAACGGUUAUUCCGAUGAUGAAUCAGAUUCAGAAGAAGAUAAUGUUCAUGAUCAAUAUGAUGUAACUUCGGAAAGUUCUUCAGAGGAUGAAGCUGAUGAACUAACAAAUAACUCUGGUCACAAAAGAUCGCAAUUUAAAGGAUUACGAAUCUUCAAUGAAAUUCCUGCUUCUCAAUCGAAUUCAUACUUUCGUAUUAAUGUAGACGGAAAUGAAAAAUAUAUGCAUAAGCAAACUGCCAGCUGGCUUCUUACCGAUAAUAAACCUACACUAUCGGCAGAUCGACUUCAACGUGUACAAAAGAGAAGUCGAUAA
Molecule: messenger RNA, 648 nt
Organism: Rotaria sp. Silwood1
Lineage: Eukaryota; Metazoa; Rotifera; Eurotatoria; Philodinida; Philodinidae
Source: the annotation of a GenBank genome assembly